UUUUUCGAAGCCCGCCGUAGACAUCCGGGCGGUUUAGUUCGUUUCGAAGAUCAACAAAACUCGACAAGAUGGCAAGCUAUAGGAAGCCAACCUCAGGGGGAGGACAGAGGAAGAAGACUGGUCCCAAACCAGAACUCACAGAGGAGCAGAAACAAGAAAUUAGAGAGGCUUUUGAUCUGUUUGAUUCAGAUGGGUCAGGCACAAUUGAUGCCAAAGAAUUAAAGGUUGCGAUGAGAGCUCUGGGCUUUGAACCAAAGAAGGAAGAAAUCAAGAAAAUGAUAUCUGAAAUUGACAAGGAUGGCACUGGUACCAUUGAUUUCAAUGACUUCCUGACCAUUAUGACUGAGAAGAUGUGUGAAAAAGAUUCCAAGGAAGAGAUUCUUAAAGCUUUUAGAUUGUUUGAUGAUGACGAAACAGGGAAAAUCUCAUUCAAGAAUUUAAAGCGAGUUGCCAAAGAACUAGGAGAGAAUUUGACAGAUGAAGAAUUACAGGAAAUGAUUGAUGAAGCUGACAGAGAUGGAGAUGGUGAAAUUAACCAGGAAGAAUUCUUAAGAAUAAUGAAGAAGACUAGUCUGUAUUAAUGGACUGUUCCAACUUCCAUUUGACUGUUGUAAAGUUGUUUCAGUGUGAUGUUCAGAAGUUUUGUUGUGCCUCUCCUCUAAGGCACCUUGUACAUACUAGAACGAAAUGAUACUGCUUUUCCGAAACAACUUCAGAUAUGUUUGAAUUGUUCUGUGUAUGGUUUCUGCUACAAGUGAGUGUGGAAUGACCAUAAGCAUGUGUCAGGCUAACUACACUUAAGGAAUUAGGAUGAAGGGAGAGCACGGGGUUAGUGUAUCCUGACCAAACACAUAUACUACUGUACUUUCUGCAUCAUUUGUUUGUUUUGCCCUGUCAUGGUCUGCCAUCUCUCAGCUCCUAGUUUUAAUGCCUUUCUUUUUUGAGGGUUUUGUUUAUGGCAGCUUUAUUAAUGAGAAACUGGCAAAAUGGAGUUUGAUGAAUAGGUUUAUUUAUAAUAUCGAAUGUAAUAGCUCUGCUAUAAAGUGGCUUUUGCCACAUUUCUUGUGUUUAGGAACCAUUAAUAAAAGUUUUCUCAUGUGGUACUUUGUGCUAAAUGGUGAGCUUCUCAGAAAUUGUUACAUAAGGCAAAGUUGAUGACGUUAAUUUACUGAUGGUUUGAUGCAUUAGGUUAAGUAGGUUCUCUGACUAUGGUAUCAGUUGAAAGCAAUUAUGCAUCUUUGUUUUUUUCUUUGUAUUUAUCUCUGUAAGACAGAUCAAAUUUCAUUCCAAACCAUCCAAGCCCCCACAACCAGAUAAUGAGGAGCAGUAGAAUUCUCAGAGGGAAGUGUCCAGGCGAGGUUGGAUGAGAGAAUGUUUUUCUUAGACUUUACAUCUGCUUGUUUUAUUCUUGCUCAAUUUGUGUUUGAUUUUCCAUUUUUGUAUGACUAUGGGACCAAGCUUGAAUACAUGGUAAAGUUAUGACUGUAUCGUUUUCUACCCACCAACAUAACUAUAAAGCGGUGUUCAGGUUUAGAGCCAAAUUAUUCUAAGUGUACAACCUUUUUGCUCACCAUUUCAAGCUGCUCCCCAAGUGGGCAUGGUGGGGGGGGGAUAUUGUCCUCAGAAGUUGUCUCCUCCCAUGGAAGGUGUGUGCACUUGUGCCAACUGAAGUUUGAAGAAAAAUUGAUUCACCGCCAUUUCCCCUUAUUCAUCACAACCACAUUUGCUCCAUGCAUACUUUGGCGAUGCUGGGAACUGGAAAACAGUUCAGACCAGAUGUACUGGAGAGCCAAGGCUUGGAUAACAUAGACCCACCACAUACAGUAUUGAGCUGAAGUGUUACUGCAAUAGCUGUGGUAAUUGAAUGGUACAUAUAAUUAAUUUUAGUGUAGGUUUAGAUAGCAGCAGGUUAAAUGUAGCAUUACCCUGGGAAGAGUAAGCCAGGCUGUCGACUGUCACUCAUUUGCUUCAGUCAAACCAUUGCACCUGUAAAAAUUGUCAGCCGAUUAGAAACCUCCAGACAUCUUCAGACUAAAUGUUCAUCAUUUUAAUGCCAUCCCCAUGUUGUUUGGUUUUAUAAUCACCCUGUGUAUCACAAUAAUCAAAAUUGUUUGAUAAUUAUCUAGCCUAUCAAUUAAAGCUCAUAUAGCAUUUAUAAUGUAAUAGUUUGGGUAAUGCUUGUAAUAGCAGCUAUGUCAUCAUAAAGCUACAUGUACAUGCCAGUUGUAAAACAAGCCCCGGAACUGUUCAUUGUGAAUUGCUCUUGUGUUAUAAGUCAUCUUUCAAAGGUUGUUAAGCAAGUAUUAAUGAGGGAAUUCUUGGCUUCUCUUUUUUGUCAAAUGUCUGUAACUGCCAUUCGUGGUCAAAAUCUGAAAUCAGUUUGUUGUUACAUGUGUAUCAUUUAGGUUGGCCCGUGCAGCUGUCAUCAUUCUGUUAAACUUUCCUGUUGUUUGUAUUUUAGUUUGUAAAUAUGUGUUGAAUACUUGUAUAUGUAUGGAGUAGAAUAUGAGGGGGGAAUAAUAAAUAUUUUGAGAUAUAAGAAGAGUCUCAUCUCUUACAAAA
Molecule: messenger RNA, 2562 nt
Organism: Liolophura sinensis
Lineage: Eukaryota; Metazoa; Mollusca; Polyplacophora; Chitonida; Chitonidae
Exons: 5
Coding region: 69-581 (170 amino acids)
Cellular component (GO): myosin II complex
Molecular function (GO): calcium ion binding
Source: RefSeq, a predicted model, not a curated record